Messenger RNA from Larimichthys crocea (large yellow croaker), 3656 nucleotides. RefSeq lists its product as uncharacterized. Gene Ontology annotation, cellular component: cytoplasm. Gene Ontology annotation, molecular function: NAD+ poly-ADP-ribosyltransferase activity. The record is from RefSeq and is a predicted model, not a curated record. The transcript has 4 exons. The coding region runs from base 1510 to 2871 and encodes 453 amino acids. NCBI's taxonomy places the organism in Eukaryota, Metazoa, Chordata, Actinopteri, Sciaenidae.
GUUUUUUAUUUAUUUAUUUAAAACUAGGCACAGUUUCAAAAGUUAACUAGUUCAUGUUCCUUCCUUUGCACUUUCCACUUCUUUUGUUUGAUGAGCUGCUUUACAAAAUACUGGGCCGCCACACUCUAUAUAAUUAAUAAGAAACACUGCAAUAAUAUUAUAUUAUUUUAAUGCAUUUAAAUAAAUAGAAGCUAUUUUAAGAAGUUGCAAAUCUGAACAGGACCAUUUUGUUUCCAUAGCAUAAUGAUGUACCACCAUAAUCUCUAGAUUUGUCUAAUUUGCCCUAUUUCAGUCUAAUGAGGAGGUAAGUAUUUGUUCGUGAACAUGAAUAUGUGCAACAAUCCUGUCCACAUGGGGCGGUAUUAUCCAAUGUAUAGGUUGUUGUUACCUGGUGUAGUGAGUGUGUUGUUCAAAACUGCCGAAACCCGGGAUCGAACCAGGGACCUUUAGAUCUUCAGUCUAACGCUCUCCCAACUGAGCUAUUUCGGCCUUUAUAGGGGUCCCAUAGACAUACGUCAGUCUCCGGUAUAUAACUAUGGACAUAUCAGUGUAUAAUUAAUCGCAUGCAUGUCACAUGCAGUACUAUCAUAACAUAUUUACAGGUAAAUGUACGUAAAACCGAUAAAGACCCACUAUAAAUGGCUGUUAAAGAGCCAACAUAUUAUAGCUCAACUCAUCAUGAGUGGUGUAGAUCUUUUUCACAGCAGUCACUUUGAUAUGAACUAUUCGGCUAAACACAGGUGGUGCCAGUGAAGUUCACUAAUUGAAGUUCACUUCCAUUCAUGUCAAACAGGGUGCCGCUGUGCUGCACGCUGGCUCACUGGAAAGGCUCUGCUGAGAUAAACGGAACGGGACCUUAAUUAGUUUAAUCGGGAACACCUGUGCACGUGUAGCUGCAAUGACUAAUGACUAAUAUUUUACAGUAAAUCAUCAGAUGCAUUGUACAGACCAUGUACUCCAUUUCAUGGGAACAGCAAACAAAGUGUUAAUUUGGCUUCCAAAUUCCUACACAUGUGCUGGGCUGGGCACCCAAGUCCAAUCUAUGAGGGCCCACAUGACAAUUUACAGGACUUAAAUACUAAUACUAAUGUAUUUCUGCGAGAUAACACGAUACUCACAAUAAUAGGCAGGGGUUAUAAUGUUAUAGCUGAUCAGUGUUUACCAAAAUAAAUACUAGUGGCCCGUACGGGGAUCGAACCCGCGACCUUGGCGUUAUUAGCACCACGCUCUAACCAACUGAGCUAACCGGCCAUGGAGAGACGUCACCGUGACGUCGUCAAAUCUGCGGAAUAGAAAGUAAAACUUAACCUUAACUUAACAACUCCUCACUGACGGGCCACACCUAUGAUUAUAUAAGUUGUCAUCCAGGCCACAGACUUAGACAGUGUCAGAGUCGGUCUAAGUAAAGUGGAAGGAAUCUAUGAGGGAAAAGCAACAAAAGACACAAGUGCUGCAGAUCUUUGUGGGACUUGAACAACGUCCUCGGCCAGCCACUUUUCCUAAAUCAAGAUGUCAGUGCAGUUCUCUGGAUGGGAGGUGGUGGAUGAUGGCGCUUCUUUUCCCGGUGUGGAGCUGGAGCCCUCCCAGAAACCCCAAAAACGAGGCGUCUACACCAUGUACCAUGGGACCAGCGUUGCCAGCGCAAAGGCCAUCAUUAGCAAUGGUUUUAAGCAGUCAUCAGGUGGCAUGCUGGGAAAGGGAGUGUACGUCAGUCGUGAUAAGAAAAAGGCAGCUCAUUAUCCAUUGAGGAGCCAGAUUUCAGACCGCGUGGUCCUUGAGUUACGUGUGCGCCCUGGCCGUGUCAAGCGUAUCGACCAGGACAACCAUCCUCUGCAACACACCUGGCAUGCAAAUGGCUAUGACACCGCCUGGGUGCCCCCCAAGUGUGGCCUCAGAUCUGUGCCCAGCGGCCUAGAGGAGGAUUGUGUGUUUGACCCCAAAAGGGUGGAGGUAGUGGGCAUUGCAAAUGCACCGAACCCCACCAUAAAACAAGAUCUUCAACAGCUUGUGUCAAAUUCCAAAAAAACUGGAAAAGGAAAAGGCAAAAGUGCAGCAGAUGUGUGUUCGCUGUGUAAGAGGAAGACCCAGCAGGAUUCUCCACACAUCAAGCAACAGUGCUGGGAGUGUGGGAAAAACAUCUGCAUCCUCAUGACCAAACAUUUCUGUGCAGCCAAACCCUGCAGGAUGUCACUGCCGUUCUAUGGCUGGGAGGUGACCUAUGACGAUGACUCCCCCCGUGUGGAGCUGGGGGAGUCCCAGGAGCCCAAAGACAGUGGGGUCUACACCAUGUACCAUGGCACAAGUAUCGCCAAUGCAAGGCUCAUCAUUGCCAAUGGCUUUAAGCAGUCAUCAGGUGGCAUGCUGGGAAAGGGCGUGUAUGUCAGUCGUGAUAAGAGGAAGGCGGAACGUUAUCCACUACAUAACAACCCUUCAGACCGCGUGGCCCUUGAGUUACGUGUACGUGUUGGACGUGUCAAGCGUAUUGACAAGGACAACCAUCCCAUGCAGUACACCUGGAGCUCACAGGGCUAUGACACUGCUUGGGUGCCCCCCAAUUGUGGCAUGAAAGCUGUGCCCAGCGGCCUAGAGGAGGAUUGUGUGUUUGACCCCAAAAAUGUGAAAGUCGUUGGCAUCGCAAAGGCACCAAGCCACGUACAGACAGAGCUUCAACAGCUUGUAGCUAAUAGUCUGAGAAAUCCCAGUGGAGGAGAUGCCGGUGCAGCAUCACAUGGUGGCGGUGCUGCGGAUGUGUGCUCGCUGUGCAAGAGAAAAACCCAGCAGGGUUCGCCACACAUCAAGCAAUCAUGCUGGGGCUGUGGGCAAAACAUCUGCACUCUUAUGACCAAACACGUCUGUCCUGGUCAUUUCUGAGAGGGUGUGAAGAGAGAUGGAACGAGGACCCACCUGCAUAUUCCCUUCUUAUGUGGUCGAGGCUCAGGAUAAAAACAAUGUUUCUACUUUUUCUCACUCAGGAUUACUUUCCUUUUCCUUCCACAAAUUAUAGCUGUAAUCGGUAAAAGUUGCUGCUGAACAUGCCUCGACAAUCUCUGUAUGUUAUCUGUAAACUCCUUUUGUAUGAAUGAUGUACUGCUGAUGUAACUGAACCAAUAUUCUAAUCAUGUUCAUUCAGGGGGUUUUCCAAGACUGAGACUUGGAAAUAGUGUUCCCUUACCCCCUCCUUAGUUAACUUCCUUAGUUUUGUUCAACUCCUGGAUGCCUAUGGGAUCAUGAUUAUGUUAUUUGAUCACAAAGAUACUCUAUGAUUAAGCCAAGAAAGCCUAAAAUUACUACAGACAACCUCCCAACAUCAAAUACAUAAAAAGUGUCUGUCCUGAGGCUGUAAAUGACUAAGCCUCUUUAAGCAUUACACAUAUUUAGACUAAUCUAUGUGAUCUCCCUUUGAUAACUGAUGACUAUCUAUUAUUUUUCACUGCCAUUCACAGUCCCCCUUUGAAAACCUCUGUUAUAAUUUAAACUCCAUUUGUGUCGCUGAUAAGACGUGUGUGAAUUAUUUGUAAUUUAAGUUGAGACAAUCUUUAUAUAUUGAGCAGAAUGCCUUUAUUUCAUCCUGAAUGUGUACUGUAUACAUUUUAAAAUGAUACUGCAUGUAAAAACCAAAGAAUCACGUAAAGCCAAUAAAUGAUUUAGAGAAUUUA